UAAAAGUUACAUAAAAUGGAUAUUGCUAAAUCAUUAUUUAAUGUUCGUGACCAUGAAGGUUAUGUUGGAAAAGAAGAGUAUAAUAAAAAAUUGGAAACUGCUGCCUCUGAAGAUGAAUUUGAAGUAGAAGUUACAGGAUUAUGUGGAGAAAUUUUAUCUCCUGCACCAGGAGGUCCAUUUUCUGCUUUGACACCAUCUAUGUGGCCACAAGAUAUUCUAGCUAAAUUAAAUCAACCUGAUGAUCCUAAUUCACAACCUGAAUAUAGGUUUGAUGAAUUUGGUUUUCGUGUAGAAGAAGAAGAUGGCCCAGAACAGAGUUCAAAAAAAUUAUUAGGUAUCCCAUUUGUUGAAGAUCCUCAGCAUAGAUUACAAUGGGUUGCUCUGUUAGAAUUUAGUCAUAAUAAAGAAGUAGCAGAACUUUCUUGGCAAAAUAUAGACAGAAGACUGCCCCGCACAGAUAAAUUAAGGGAUAUGGUUCAUCAUGGUGUACCGCAUUCCCUUAGACCACAAAUUUGGAUGAGAAUGUCAGGAGCACUUCAAAAAAAAUGUUCUUCUGAAAUAAUGUACAAAGAUAUAGUAAAAGCAUCAAGUAAUGAUGCAUUAAUGACAAACAAACAAAUUGAAAAGGACUUACUUCGUAUUAUGCCUGCAAAUGCAUGUUUUAGCCAUCUUCAUAGUACAGGAAUACCACGUUUAAGACGAGUUAUGCGCGCCCUCGCAUGGUUAUAUCCUGAUAUUGGGUACUGCCAAGGCACAGGGACAAUAGCAGCAUCUCUUUUAUUACUAUUAGAAGAAGAAGAUGCUUUUUGGAUGAUGGCUACAAUAGUAGAAGAUUUAUUGCCAGCAUCUUAUUAUUCUUCAACAUUAUUAGGUGUUCAAGCUGAUCAGAAAGUACUUCGUACAUUAGUGUCUAAUUUUCUUCCUGAAAUAGACCAUGUUUUGCUACAACAUGAUAUAGAAUUAAGUUUAAUAUGUUUACAUUGGUUCCUUACCUUAUUUGCAUCUGUUGUACAUAUGAAAAUAUUACUGCGCAUUUGGGAUAUGUUUCUCUUUGAUGGAUCUAUAGUUUUGUUUCAAGUUACACUUGGAAUGUUAAAAAUUAAAGAACUUGAAUUAACGCAACUGGGAAAUUCUGCACAAAUAUUUAAUGCCCUCUCGGACAUACCAGGAGAUAUCGAUGAUGUAGAUCAGUUGUUUAAUACAUCUUUAGAAGUCAGUGGAUCAUUAACAGACGUUUUGGUUGAAACUCACAGACGUAGGCAUUUAGCCUAUUUAAUGGCCGAUCAAGGUGGUUUAGUAGGUAAUCCUGAUGCUGUACCAAAUUUACCAAAACAACACCUUAACAGGCGCCAAAUGAAAAAAAAUAAAUCAAUGUUACAAACGUUUUUGUUUGGAAAUUAUGACACUGAAGAUGAUGCAAAGUCAAAAAAUAUUCGUCAAACAGAAAUAUUGGUGGAUUUGAGAGAAGCAGUUUUACAAGUUGCUAGACAUUUUACAAAUGUCGACCAAAAAAUAAAUAACAUUGCACUUAUAGCAGAUUAUAGUAUGGAAAGUCAUGCAAAAGAUCAUGAUAAUUAUGUUAAUGUAUCACGUACUAGAAAAAGAAGAGCUAAAGCGUUGUUAGAUUUUGAAAGACAUGAUGAUGAUGAAUUAGGUUUCCGAAAGAAUGAUAUAAUCACGAUUAUAAGUCAGAGAGACGAACAUUGCUGGGUAGGUGAACUCAAUGGAUUGAGAGGAUGGUUCCCAGCAAAGUUUGUAGAAUUAUUAGAUGAAAGAAGCAAACAAUAUACAUGCGCUGGAGAUGAUGCUGUUAGUGAAGCUGUUACUGAUUUAGUCAGAGGAACUUUAUGUCCUGCUAUAAAAGCAGUAUUAGAAAAUGGAAUGCGUAGACCAUCGUUUUUAGGUGGUCCAUGCCAUCCAUGGCUCUUUAUUGAGGAAGCCUCAAACAGAGAAGUGGAAAAAGAUUUUAAUUCUGUUUACAGCAGAUUAGUACUUUGUAAAACAUACAGGUUAGAUGAAGAUGGUAAAGUUCUUACACCAGAAGAGUUAUUAUAUCGAUGCGUUCAAUCGGUAAAUUUAACGCAUGAUAAUGCACAUGCACAAAUGGACGUAAAAUUACGAUCCCUCAUUUGUUUAGGAUUAAAUGAACAAGUGUUACAUUUAUGGCUUGAAGUUUUAUGUUCUUGUGUAGAAGUUGUACAAAAAUGGUAUCAACCAUGGAGCUUUAUAAACAGUCCUGGCUGGGUACAAAUUAAAUGUGAAUUAAGAAUAUUAAGUCAAUUUGCAUUUAAUUUAAAUCCGGAUUGGGAAUUGCCACCCAAAAAGGAACAGUCGCAACCUUUAAAAGAUGGUGUUCGCGAUAUGUUAGUAAAACAUCAUUUAUUUAGUUGGGAUCUUUAGCGCAUGAUACCAAAAAAAGUAAUAAUUUUUAUAUCAAACUUAUUACGUAUGUUAUAUGCAACGGUAACGGAAGGUAAUUGCGUAGUACAAAUCAAUUGCUUUUAUAUGUUCUAAAAUAUCUACUGUGUGCGUGUGUGAGUGUAUGUAUGUCAUAAGUAUACAAUAAUGUAAUGUCCACUUCUA
Habropoda laboriosa is the source of this 2583-nucleotide messenger RNA. Its product is annotated as small G protein signaling modulator 3 homolog. The record is from RefSeq and is a predicted model, not a curated record. Bases 16 to 2400 code for a protein of 794 amino acids. Gene Ontology annotation, molecular function: protein binding. The transcript is spliced from 14 exons. Lineage: Eukaryota; Metazoa; Arthropoda; Insecta; Hymenoptera; Apidae.